AUGACAACACAGCUAAUGACAAAUACAAAACUCCCCACAGGCAAAAACUUAGCAACAUCAGUUAACCCAGAAAUUGAUUAUCAAUUCGACGAAUUAGAAGAGAGAUUUAAAAAGAAUGAAUUUAAACUUGAUUUAGUAAUUUCCAUAUUAGAGAGUCAUUAUGGUGAUAAGCUUACUGUUGAACAACUCAGAAUUUUCGCCAGCCGUCUUUCAAAGCGAAUUCAUGCCAAAAUAGACAGAAUGGCUAAUAGAAACAGGACAGCAAUACUCUGUUGGUAUACAGAAAACUGGGACAAAAUCUAUUCAUUAAUAGACGAAUUUAUUCCUUCGCAAAUCCAUAAAUUUGAAAAUACUGAAAAAGAUAACAGUAAUCAAAUAACAAAUGAUAUCGAUCCAUCAGAUAUAAAUCAACUUAUAAAUUACCAUUAA
Molecule: messenger RNA, 429 nt
Organism: Trichomonas vaginalis G3
Lineage: Eukaryota; Parabasalia; Trichomonadida; Trichomonadidae
Exons: 1
Coding region: 1-429 (142 amino acids)
Source: RefSeq, a predicted model, not a curated record